Hansenula anomala is the source of this 2358-nucleotide messenger RNA. It is a transcript of the gene AFG2, whose product is annotated as AAA family ATPase AFG2. Lineage: Eukaryota; Fungi; Ascomycota; Saccharomycetes; Phaffomycetales; Wickerhamomycetaceae. The transcript has a single exon. Gene Ontology annotation, molecular function: ATP binding; ATP hydrolysis activity. The coding region runs from base 1 to 2358 and encodes 785 amino acids. Gene Ontology annotation, cellular component: cytoplasm. The record is from RefSeq and is a predicted model, not a curated record.
AUGGCACCAAAAUCAAGCUCUAAUCUAGCUGGGACACCGAAAGGUACCCCAAAAAAGAAAAGUGCUUCUGAUGACUCUGAAUCUGCCUCCUCAAAAACAUCAAAAACUAAAGUUCCAAGAUCAUUUAUUGUUAGACCAUCACCAAAUAUUAAUAACAAGUCUGCUGUGAAAGCUUACCUACAUCCAUCUAUUUUGAAGGCUAUUGAUAUUACAAAUGGCUCUAUGGCACAUCUUGCUAAAGAGGGUGAGUCUGGCGUACUGGCAAUUGUGAGUGCUGGUGAUGAAAGUUGUCCAUUAAACGUGAUACAGGUCUCAAAAACUUUAAGAUCAGUAUCAGGAAUCAUGUUGGGUGAUAGACUAGAGAUCUCUAAAGUGUCAACUCAACCUUCAUAUGGCACCAAUGUGACGAUAGGGACUGUAUCUGGGAAAAAGCUAUCAGAUAGAGCCACUAAAUCUGUUGAGAAGCUCUUUGAUGAAGUUGGUGUGAUAAUGCCUGGUAUGAGAUUCCAAUCAUUCACAGCUCCAGGACAAACUGAACAGGAUGAAAAAACACUUGAGACUUUGGUUGUCGUAGAAGUGGAUGACCUUCCAGAUCUUGGAAAACUACAACUAGAAGAUAAUGACAUGCCAAGUGAAAGCUUUCAAAGAUUUAUCUCACCACCAUUGUUGUUUAAAAGAGGAAGUACCAAAAUCAUAUUUACCGAAGAAUCAGAGCCAAAUCGCAAAUAUUCUUUACCAAAAUUAACAACUUAUUCAUCUGUGGGUGGUCUGAAAGGACAAAUAGAGUUAUUAAAAGCUACUAUUGAGCUACCACUUCAUCAACCAACGCUGUUUUCGGAUUUUGGGGUCACACCUCCAAGGGGAAUAUUACUUCAUGGUCCACCAGGUACUGGUAAAACCAUGCUUCUUAGGGCCGUUGCAGCUGAAACAAAUGCACAUGUUUUAACUAUCAAUGGUCCGUCAAUCGUUUCAAAAUACUUGGGUGAGACUGAAUCUGCAUUGAGAGAUAUUUUCAACGAGGCUAGAAAAUAUCAACCAGCUAUUAUAUUCAUUGAUGAAAUUGACUCACUAGCUCCAAGUAGGUCUAGUGAUGAUUCUGGUGAAGUUGAAAGUCGGGUUGUUGCAACACUAUUGACUUUGAUGGAUGGUGUUGGUGAUAGUGGAAGACUAGUCGUUGUUGCUGCUACAAACAGACCAAAUGCUAUAGAUUCUGCCUUGAGACGUCCAGGGAGAUUCGAUCAAGAAGUUGAGAUAGGUAUCCCUGAUGUCGAAGCUAGAAAUGAUAUUUUGAAGCUACAAUUUGAAAGAAUGAAGCGUCACAACUUGUCAGAUCAAGAUAUUUUCAAUUUGGCGUCAAGAACACAUGGUUAUGUUGGUGCUGAUUUAGUCGCUUUAUGCAGAGAAUGUGUGAUGAAAACCAUUCAACGUGGCUUGAAAUCGUCGACGCCAAACUCAUCGCUAAAUGUUACUAGUGAAGAUGUUGAAUUAGCACUACCUGAAAUACGACCAAGUGCAAUGAGAGAGAUCUUUUUAGAGAUGCCAAAAGUGUAUUGGAAGGAUAUCGGUGGUCAGGAUGAAUUGAAAAUUAAGUUAAGAGAAAUGAUUCAAUUGCCUUUAGAAGCUUCUGAAACUUUCAAAAAAUUAGGUGUCUCAGCACCAAAAGGGGUUUUAUUGUAUGGUCCUCCAGGUUGUUCAAAAACUUUGACUGCUAAAGCCUUGGCUACAGAAUCUGGGGUGAACUUUUUAGCUGUUAAAGGACCUGAAAUUUUCAACAAAUAUGUUGGUGAAUCCGAAAGAGCUAUUAGAGAAAUCUUUAGAAAAGCUAGAGCAGCAGCACCAAGUAUUAUAUUUUUUGAUGAAAUUGAUGCAUUAUCUCCAGAUAGAUCAGAAGGAGGUCCUUCAACGUCCGCUGCCAGUCAUGUUCUAACCUCCCUGCUUAAUGAAAUUGACGGUGUUGAAGAACUUAAAGGGGUUGUUAUAGUGGCUGCUACUAAUAGACCUGAUGAAAUUGAUCCAGCUUUGUUAAGACCAGGUAGAUUAGACAGACAUAUAUACGUGGCUCCACCUGACUUUGAAGCCAGACUUCAAAUUUUAAAGAAUUCAACUGCAAAGAUGGCAAUUUCUCGUGAUGAUAUUAAUCUAGAUGAUAUUGCUAAAAGAACAGAUGGUUGUUCAGGUGCAGAAGUUGUGCUGCUGUGUCAGGAAGCUGGUUUGGCUGCUGUUAUGGAGAAUCAACUUGCAGAGAAGGUUGAAAAGAGACAUUUUGAAAAGGCUUUGGCUGGAAUUGCGAGAGGUAUAACGCCCGAAAUGCUUCUGUACUAUCAAGAAUUUGCAAAUAGAAGUGGUAUUGAGGCUUAG